Messenger RNA from Paracoccidioides brasiliensis Pb18, 705 nucleotides. RefSeq lists its product as uncharacterized. Bases 1 to 705 code for a protein of 234 amino acids. The record is from RefSeq and is a predicted model, not a curated record. The transcript has 2 exons.
AUGCAAGAUAUGAAGAAUAUACUUAAUUUCAAAUCAUCUCAUUUGAGCAAUCAAUUGAACAAGAUUUUCUAUGACAGCCUUGUUCAAACAGAACUCAAUGCUAUAAGAGAGAAUGAGAUUAAGAGUUACUAUCUUGCAAUCAAACACUAUAACACUAAAAAUACAUAUCAGCAGGUUCAAGCAGGAGGUAUACUCACUGUCAGGAAUACAAAUAGAAAGAUUGUGCAAUGUAAAGAGGAGGAAGUAGAAAAAGAACAUUAUAAAAGAGUCAAACAUGUUGAAAAAGCUUUGAAGAAAAAUGCCACAGAUCCAACUCAACAAGAGGGCUUCAACUUUCGAAUGCGACCAGCAAGAGAACCUUGGAAGUUGGAAGCCCAUGACAUGGCAAGGGAAGUGGGGGAGCAGUUAAAACACUGGCAAGCGCUUUUCAACAACAAUUUUCACAAAACAAUCAGUCGUCGUGUUCAAUCCUUGACCAGCAUGAGCAGUGACUGCUGCCUGGAGGGGAAGAGCAAGGACAUUGGACGGGAUGACUCGGUUCCAAUGCGGGAAUUAAAGAAGCUUCGACAAGAGUGGCUUGAGACUUUUCCUGCGACUUUUGCCGUUUCUCUCCACAAUGGAGAGGAUCCAGAGAUGGGCACUUGGAAACACAAACACAAUGAAAAUCUCUUUGAUGAAGUUGAUUCGGGUUCAUCGGAGGCCUGA